GUGCGUCUGACUCCGCGGAGCAGCGGCACUACGAGCAGCUGGCUACCCUUGAGACCGCUCUGGAGCAGCAGAGGGCGGACCACGCCGCGGAGGUGGAUGGCCUUCGCGCAGCACUGGAGCGUGAGCGGCGGCGCGCGGAGGAGGCCGAGCAUGGCGCACGGAGUGCGUCUGACUCCGCGGAGCAGCGGCACUACGAGCAGCUGGCACCCUUGAGACCGCCCUGGAGCAGCAGAGGGCGGACCACGCCGCGGAGGUGGAUGGCCUUCGCGCAGCACUGGAGCGUGAGCGGCGGCGCGCGGAGGAGGCCGAGCAUGGCGCAGAGGAUGCUGUACAGCAAUGUCGCGAUGAGGUUGAGAAGGUAG
Messenger RNA from Trypanosoma rangeli, 362 nucleotides. RefSeq lists its product as uncharacterized. The transcript has a single exon. The record is from RefSeq and is a predicted model, not a curated record. The annotation marks the transcript as partial. Lineage: Eukaryota; Euglenozoa; Kinetoplastea; Trypanosomatida; Trypanosomatidae.